AUGGGAUUUCCCAAGAUCGCUCUCAGCGGCAGUGCUCAAAGACCAGCGGCCACCACUGAUGUGGACAACCCAAUUCCUAUUGUCCCAAUCAGAUCGGAUAAUAAAGAUGUUAUCACAAAUACUCCUGCAGCCGCUGCGGCCGAUGCAGCCUCAGUGUCGAGCGACAAUAAGCCAUACCCGGACGAGGGCCUUCAGAAGGGUAUCAAGGACGUCCAGGCCGUGACAUUGACAUGGUCGAAGAAAUCCCUUGUUGCUGUCUUUGUUCUGAUUUGGCUUCUCUAUAUGACCAACGGAUUUCAGUCUUCGGUCUUGUACGUUCUGACGCCGUUCGCAACGAGUUCAUUCCAAUCGCAUUCGCUCUUGACUGUCAUCAACAUUGUGGCUAGCUCGAUGACUGCUGCAGUUUACAUCCCGCUUGCUAAGAUGUUGGACCUCUGGGGUCGUGCCGAAGGAUUCCUUGUCAUGGUGUGUUUUGCAACAUUGGGCUUGAUAAUUCUGGCUGUUUCAGAGAACCUCGCCACGUACUGUGCAGCUCAGAUAUUCUACUCAGUUGGUUUUUCGGGGCUCAUCUAUUCCGUUGAUGUGAUCACUGCCGAUUCGACAAAUUUGCGCAAUCGAGGUUUGGCUUACGCCUUUACCUCUUCUCCCUACAUGAUCACUGUCUUCGCAGGGUCAAAGGCAGCCGAAGGAUUCCAGGCUAACGUGAAUUGGCGAUGGGGAAUUGGUUGCUUUGCGAUCAUUCUGCCCGUUGUUGCGGCACCUCUGUUCUUUGUCCUCAAGCAUAACUUAAAGAAAGCCGAAAAGCGAGGUCUAGUCAUCAGAGAAAGCAGCGGACGAAGCCUACCGGCCAAGCUUUGGUGGGGCAUUAAGGAGUUCGAUCUUCUUGGGGUAAUCCUUUUCGCCUCCGGCUUGGUAGUAUUCUUACUCCCAUUUACGCUGGCCGACUCGGCGCCUAAUGGCUGGUCCACUGGAUAUAUCAUUGCCAUGAUCGUGGUCGGAUUUGUCGUUUUGGUAUUUUUUGGGCUUUACGAAGCCUACAUUGCACCAGUACCAUUCCUCAGCAUCAACUUCCUCCUAGAUCGUACUGUCAUCGGUGCUUGUCUGUUGGAUAUGACAUAUAUGAUCGGAAAUUACUGCUGGAGCAGCUACUUCUCAUCCUUUUUGAUGGUGGUCAACAACCUGCCACCAGCUGAGGCCGGAUACGUGGGCAAUAGUUUCGACGUGGUUUCCGGCUUCCUCUUAUUCAUUGUGGGAUAUUCUAUACGCAGGACGGGUCGGUUUAAGUGGCUUCUGUAUAUUGCGAUGCCGCUCUAUGUCCUGGCACAGGGUUUGCUGAUCUAUUUCCGUCGUCCGAACGGUUACAUUGGCUACAUUGUCAUGUGCCAAAUAUUCCUUUCUGUUGGCGGUAGUAUCUUUAUUAUUUGCAUGCAAGUCGCAAUACUGGCAGCAGUCGACCACCAGCACGUUGCUGCAGCACUUGCUCUCCUCUCUGUUGUAGGAAACGUUGGUGUCGCACUAGGUAGCACCAUCUCUGGUGCCAUUUGGACCAAUACUUUUGGCAAAGCGCUGGAAAGGUAUCUUCCCGAGACCGCGUUAGAGAGUCUUCCAGAUAUCUUUGCAGACGUGGAAGUUCAGUUGAGCUACGAAAUCGGGUCGCCAGAGCGCAUCGCGAUCCAAGAAGCUUACGGGUAUGCCGCCACAAGGAUGUUGGCGACUGGAACAGGCAUCAUGGCCUUGGGAUUCAUCUGGAUUCUUCUGUUCCGCAACCUCAACGUCAAGAAGAUGACACAAACAAAGGGCAACGUUUUCUAA
This is a messenger RNA of Aaosphaeria arxii CBS 175.79, 1812 nucleotides long. Its product is annotated as MFS siderochrome iron transporter MirB. Lineage: Eukaryota; Fungi; Ascomycota; Dothideomycetes; Pleosporales. The coding region runs from base 1 to 1812 and encodes 603 amino acids. The record is from RefSeq and is a predicted model, not a curated record. Gene Ontology annotation, biological process: transmembrane transport. The transcript is spliced from 4 exons. Gene Ontology annotation, molecular function: transmembrane transporter activity.